Drosophila gunungcola (fruit fly) is the source of this 1382-nucleotide messenger RNA. It is a transcript of the gene ste24b, whose product is annotated as CAAX prenyl protease 1 homolog. Gene Ontology annotation, biological process: CAAX-box protein processing. Gene Ontology annotation, molecular function: metalloendopeptidase activity. Gene Ontology annotation, cellular component: endoplasmic reticulum membrane. The record is from RefSeq and is a predicted model, not a curated record. Lineage: Eukaryota; Metazoa; Arthropoda; Insecta; Diptera; Drosophilidae. The coding region runs from base 39 to 1382 and encodes 447 amino acids. The transcript is spliced from 2 exons.
AUGCCUAAAAUGUUUAGCUAUAAUCAGAGUAACCCAACAUGACUGCGUACUUCUGGGAUGAUCCAAAAGCAAUACUUUACAUAAUCAUAGCUUUCUUAGUGCUGGACAAUUUAUGGGCCAUUUAUCUGCUGCUACGGGAGAUCAACGUGGCCUACAAAGCGCACAAAGUUCCGACUGUGAUCAGUCCAUAUUUGCCGCAGGAGCUGUACGACAAGAUGCGGGUCUACAAGAUCCACAAGGGCUGGUUUACCAUUGUCAACACCCUGGUCACUGCGGUUAUAAUGGGCGUCCUGGAGCUGUACUUGGGCUUCUACGCCUGGCUGUACGGAGUGGCCGGCCAGUGCGCCAUGGCCAAGUGGAUGGAGCACGAGGCUUGCGUCUCCGUGAUCUUCGUGCUCCUGCUGAGCUUCUACCUUUGGCUCAAGAUGGUUCCGGCCAUGAUCUACGAGAAAAUGUGCAUCACGAGUGUGCAGUCCAGGGCCAAACCAUCGUGGCUCAUGCGCAUCUGCCACUUUGUCUUUGACCUGAUCGUGGGAACUGCUUUUACCAUCGUGGUGGUGGUGGCCUUGGUGUUCAUGUUUCUGUCCCUGGGACCAUAUGCUCCUCUCGGUCUGUACGGUCAAACUCUGAUCCUGACAUUCUUCAUCCUCCUGCUGAUUCCUUGUUUGAUCGAUCCCCUUAUGGGCAAGCGUGUGCCGCUGGAGAGCUCAAACCUGCGCACCCAACUGGAGCAGCUGACGCGGCAGGUGGGCUUUCCCAUGCGCCAGGUAUACAUCAUCCGGGUGCACGAUCCCAAUACGGGCAGCAAUGCCUUUUUCUACGGCUGUUGCUGCCUGAAGAGGAUUGUCAUAUUUGACACCCUGCUGCUGAAUAGAGGGAAAAGAGAUCUUGCGGAGCUGUCUCCUGAGGAAAUGGGCAAAGGACUGACGGACUCGCAGGUGACGGCUGUGGUGGCCCACGAACUGGGCCACUGGCGGCAUGGCCACUUCUACAAGGCAAUCAUGGCAUUCCAAGUUCAUCUUAUACUGACGAUACUACUCUUCGCGGUCCUUUUCCCCCAUGGACCCAUCUACCAGGCAGUGGGUUUUGCUCCCGGCUUGCAGCCCAUCGUCGUGGGAUGCCUGAUCAUUUUUGGCUUCGUGAUGACGCCUUACAUGACGCUGGCCAACUUCAGCAUUCUGUCCAUGACGCGCUGCUUCGAGUAUCAGGCAGAUAGAUUCGCCUACCAACUCGGAUACGCCGGAGAUCUCGGCCAGGCGCUGCUCAAGCUCUAUGCGGACAACCUGGCCUUCCCCGUCUCCGACUUCUGCUACUCCAGCUGGAACCACACGCAUCCCACCAUGCUGGAUCGUUUGGCUCAUCUGGAGGAACUUCGACGUUAG